UGAAACUCUGAGACCAUGAGGAAGAGAAACCCGACCAUGAGCCUCCACAAUGCCUCGUUUGGUUCAUCAACUUGGCCCCCCCUCCCUCUGACCCUCCACCAGGUGUCGUCGCGCAGGCAGGAGAUCACGGACCGCCUGGACGCCUGGACCCUCUUCAACGACAAGAACAAGGAGCUGUGUGACUGGCUGACGGGCAUGGAGGGCAAGGUGCUCCACCACGACGGGGAGGUGGGCAUCCAGGAGAUGGUGGAGAAGCUCAAGAAGGACUGCAUGGAGGAGAUGAACUUGUUCAGCGAGAACAAGAAGCACCUGCAGCAGCUGGGCGAGACACUGCUGCAGGCCAGCGGGCAGGCCCAGCACGGCACGGUCCACGGCAGUCUGCAGGAGGUCAACCAGCGCUGGCACAAGCUCUUCCACAGCAUCCAGACCAGGGUGAGGAAGCUGAAGGAGACGCUGACGACGGUGCAGCAGCUGGAUAAGAACAUGAGCAGCCUGCGCUCCUGGCUGUCCCGCGUGGAGGCCCAGCUGUACCGGCCCGUCUCCUACAGCGUCUGCCACCACCAGGAGGUCCUGCACCGGCUCGCCGAGAACCAGGAGCUCCAGCGGGACAUCGAGCAGCACAUGGAGGGCGUGGCGUCGGUGCUCAGCCUGUGUGACGUGCUGCAGGGGGACGAGGACGCCGAGGGCGAGGGGGACUCCCUGCUGGAGACCAGCCGCAGCCUGGACCAGCGCUGGAGGGCCAUCUGCGCCCUGGCCCUGGACCGCAGGCUCAGGAUCGAGGAGACAUGGAGGCUGUGGGGUAAAUUCCUCGACGACUACGCACGCUUUGAAGAUUGGCUCAAGAUGGCGGAGCGCACGGCCGCCAAGCCCAACUCCACAGACGUCCUGUACACGGUCGCCAAGCAGGAGCUCAAGAAGUUUGAGAGUUUCCAGAGGCAGGUGAACGAGCGGCUGACCCAGCUGGAGCUGGUCAACAGCCAGUACCGCCGGCUGGCCAGGGAGAACCGCACCGACCGGGCCAGCCAGCUCAGGUCCAUGGUGCACCAGGGCAACCAGCGCUGGGACAGCCUGCACCGCAGAGUGGCCGCCAUCCUGCGCCGGCUCAAGCACUUCACGGGCCAGCGGGAGGACUUUGAGAGCACCAGGGAGAGCAUGCUGGUGUGGCUGACGGAGCUGGACCUGCAGCUCACCAACGUGGAGCACUUCUCCCAGAGCGACGUCCGCCACAAGAUAGAGCAGCUCAACGGCUUCCAGAAGGAGAUCACCCUGAACACGGAGCGCAUCGACGGCCUCAUCGUGUUCGGCGAGGGCCUGAUCCAGAAGAGCUCCCCCAUGGACGCGGCCGUCAUCGAGGAGGAGCUGGAGGAGCUGCACGCGUACUGCCAGGAGGUGUUCAGCAGGCUGGUCCGCUUCCACCAGCGCCUCAGCACCGCCCCGGCGGACGAGCCGGAGCCCUUCUACAACAGCGUGACGCUGGAGGAGAGCCUGGAGCUGAUAGGCCGGCCGUGGCUGGGGCGGGGCAGCCUGCCGGCCACGCCCACUCACCUGCUGAGCUCGCCGAUGGAGCGCUCGGGCUGCGGCACCCCGGUCAGCGUGGACUCCCUGCCGCUGGAGUGGGACCACACGGGGGACGUCGGGGGGUCCUCCACUCAGGAGGAGGACGAGGAGGAGGAAGAGCUGGAGGAGGAGGACGAGGAGGGGAUGUACUUCAGCGUGCUUUCAGACUUGGAGAGGAGUGAAAGCGAGGAGGAGUAUGUGGACGUGGCCGGAGAGUGGCCCCUAGAAGGCCCCCUACCGGCUCCCAACAGGUCCAUGCGGGUGGAGGCCCAGUCUCCAAGCUGGCAGACCGCCGACGACGUGGACACCUUGGACACCUCUGAGCGGCCGCCAGCGCUGCUCACCAGCACGCCGCAGAAACACAGCUAUCUGCGGCUGCUGUCUGAGUGCAGUGGGAGUUCUGAGGACAUUAAGAGGGUCUCUCUGGUCCGGGAUGGCGAGGAGCAGCUGGAGACCCCGCCGCAAGCAGGGCUUACCUCCACAGACGCACAGCCAGUGGGGAUGGAGUCCUGGGUGGACGUGCCCGAGGUUCAGUCCAGGAUCCACCCGACGCGGCCGGCUCCACAGGAACCCAGGACCCACGUGACCUCUGACCUGGCGGAGGAGGUGACCUCCUGGCUGGCACUGGUGGGGCCGGAGCUGGAGCUGAUCCAGCGCCGCGACCCCGCCACCAGCAUCCCGGACCUGGAGGCGCGGGUCAAACGCCUCAAGGAGAUGCAGCGGGAGUUUGCUGGCUACCAGUCCGUGGUUGGUGAUGCCGGAGGGCUGCUGGGGGCUGGAGCUGCUCUGGAUGGGGGGGAGACGGAGGGGAGCCUACUGGGGGAGCUGAACCGGGGCUGGGGCCAGGCGUGCACUGGCCUCCAGGACUGGGAGCACAGUCUCAGGACCAAUCUCCUGCACUGUCGGGAGUUCAACGGAGCCCUCCACUCCUUGCUGCUGUGGUUGGCCCAGGCAGAGAGCAAAUGCCACGCUGUGGACAUCAGCCAAUCACACGCCCCGCUCCGCAGCCUUCGGCAGCAUCGCUGCACGCUCAGCGGCCUCCAGGCUGAUCUGAGGAGCCGGCAGUCGGAGCAGCGCUCCCUGCAGGUGCUGUGGUCUCAGCUGCAGCCCCGCCACGGCCCCACCGCCGAGGGAACGGAGGCCCAGGAGAAGCUGCACGUCACGGCCAGCAAGCUCCGGUCGCUCCUGAGGCACGUGGAGCGCGACCUGAGCCGCCUGGACCAGCGUAUGGACUGUGAGUCUGCGUUGUCCUCUUCAGCUGAAGGAGGAGGAGGAGGAGGAGGAGGAGGAGGAAGGGGCCAGAGUGCAUUUGUUGCUUCUCCACAGGAGCGGGAACACUCAAGGAAGCACUCCUCUAAAAGGCCGAGGACGGGCGGAGCCCCCCCUCCCCCACCUCCUCCCCGUCGCUCCUUCCUCUGCCGGGUGCUGCGCGUGGCCCUCCCCCUGCACCUCCUCCUCCUCCUGCUGCUGCUGGGGCUGUGCUGCCUGCUGCCCCGGCCUGCCAGCGACCCAGGCUGCUCCCUCAGCAACAGCCUCGCCCGCUCCUUCUACCCCAUGCUGCGCUACACCAACGGACCCCCGCCCACAUGAUGACCCCCGUCCCCCCCCCCGUCCCCCAUGGAAACAUGAGAUCUUUAAAGACAUGGACAUCUGGUGGACAUUUUUCUUCACCGAUUUCCUCUUUGGGGAACCAUGAGUUUAGAUCGGAGGACGAGCCGGGAUGGGUGGGUCCUGCAGUGAGAUCCUGACCCCUGACCUUGGGAAUGAUGACGCCCUUUGUCACUAUUACCGUUUGAGAUGGUAGUAGUGGCCACACACACACACACACACACACACACACACACACACACACACACACACACACACACACACACACACACACACACACACACACACACACACACACACACACACACACACACACACACACACACACACAACGCAAAGGCAUUUGCAGGAACACUCAGUCCCAAAUGCAGGAGUCUCUGCUGUAUGUAUUCUGCUAGAAUCCCACUUUCUCAAUGUUCAGGACUUACUUCCGAGGAAGAGCGUUCGGAUCUUCAAGAACAAAGAGAGGUCAUUUUCAAGGAAUUGUAUUUUUUGUUUCUACUAUGUCUCACUUUAAGAAUGUUAGAACGGGUUUUAUAUAUUUAAUUUAAAAAUGGUAUGAAUUUAUUCUGCCGAUAAACACUGUUUCUCUUACACAAUGUGUGUGUUGCUUCAGGUCUUUAACAGCAAACACAAAAAAUGCAUAUAGCACAAUACAUAGUGAGAUUUGACUUGGUCUGAGCAGGCUAGAUGUUUGGAUUCUUUCGAGUGAAAUGUAAUGUCUACAUUGUUGGGUGUCAUAGUUGUCAGUAAACCUUGCCUAUCAAUUGAUUCCCGACAUAUAUGUGUCCAUUUUUCCCUUAGUGUAACAUUCAAUAAAUAUAUAUUAACAUUAA
Messenger RNA from Gadus macrocephalus (Pacific cod), 4001 nucleotides. RefSeq names its product nesprin-2-like. Gene Ontology annotation, cellular component: membrane. NCBI's taxonomy places the organism in Eukaryota, Metazoa, Chordata, Actinopteri, Gadiformes, Gadidae. Bases 16 to 3147 code for a protein of 1043 amino acids. The transcript is spliced from 18 exons. The record is from RefSeq and is a predicted model, not a curated record. Gene Ontology annotation, molecular function: protein binding.